Eriocheir sinensis (Chinese mitten crab) is the source of this 2198-nucleotide messenger RNA. RefSeq names its product UDP-glucosyltransferase 2-like. The coding region runs from base 127 to 1713 and encodes 528 amino acids. Lineage: Eukaryota; Metazoa; Arthropoda; Malacostraca; Decapoda; Varunidae. The transcript is spliced from 2 exons. Gene Ontology annotation, molecular function: UDP-glycosyltransferase activity. The record is from RefSeq and is a predicted model, not a curated record.
GCUUGGCGUCAUAUCACCUUCCGAUCUCCUGGAGAAAACAGCCUCCCUUACACACUUUGAGAAAGCUGUUAAAAAGCGUGUCUUAGUAAAUUCCCUUGCGGGUUGACAAGUGGAUAAACUACAAAUAUGAAACUUGCAGCAAUCUUGCUGACACUAGCUGCGGUGAGCGAGGGCUCCCGUGUGCUUAUGGUGCUUUCCCUGGGCUCUCAGUCUCACAAGAACAUCCUGACCCCGCUGGCCGAGUCCCUGGGUCGCCGUGGGCAUCAAGUGACCCUGGCUUCGCUGCACGCAGCCCCGCCCAACGCCACGCGGUCAUACACUGACUUGGCCGCUACCGGAGCCUGGGAGUCUGUCAAGAAAGUGACUGGUGAAUUCGAUGUCUUCAAGAUGCGUGAGGCCAACGGUGGCAAGGAUGUUAACUCUCAGGUGAUGAAAAAAGUCCUGCGCCACCUGCCGGAGUACUGCGACGCCUUCCUGCGGGACCCCGGCCUGAAGAAAGCCUGGGAAACUCGUCCUGACCUCAUCCUUCUGCCUGCCUUCAUGAACGAGUGCGGCCUGGCGUUUGUGCACAAGUUCAAGGCACCCUUCAUCUAUGUGACUACCUCAGGCCUCACUCCAUGGACCGCAGACCUAGUUGGUACUCCGGAGAACCCCGCAUACGUGCCCAAUCAGUACCUCAGCUACGGCGACCAAAUGACCCUGUGGGAGAGGACUGUCAACACACUCGUCAGACUGGCCAGUCCUUACCUCCGCAACCACUUGGUGCUGAACAAGCUGGAGGGCGUCGUGCAGCGUGCCCUAGGCGAUCCAACAGUUUCACUAUCGGAGCUGGAGAAGAACGUGUCCAUGGUGCUGGUCAACUCCCACUAUUCCCUGGGACACCCACGCCCCCUCAUGCCCAACGUGGUGGAGGUGGGCGCCAUGCACUGCAGGCCGGCACGCCCUCUUCAAGACAAGGCACUUCGGGUAUUCUUGGACUCUUCCCCCGUGCCUGUGGUUCUCUUCAGUCUGGGCUCCACUAUCCGCAGCGAGCAAAUGCCAGCAAGAGUGCGCGAGUCGUUGGUGGAAGCGUUCAGGCGCCUCCCCUACCGUGUGGUGUGGAAGUGGGAAGGAGCCGCCAUCGCUGACCUGCCGCCCAACGUGAUGACGCGCGCCUGGCUACCUCAGCAGGACGUGUUGGCCCACAAGAAUGUGCGUGGAUUCGUUACGCAUGGUGGACUGCUGUCGCAGCAGGAGGCGGUGUACCACAACGUGCCGAUGGUUGGGCUGCCACUCAUGAGCGACCAGCACCUGAAUGUGAAGCAAGCCGUGACGCUGGGUCUGGCCCGCGAGCUGACUGUUGAGUCGCUGUCCGCCGAUUCUGUUUACGAGGCCAUCAAGACAGUGGUGGAGGACCCUGGCUUCCAGCAGAGGGUAGAACAGCGAUCACGGCUGCUGCGGGAUCAAGAGACAACCCCCUUGGACCGGGCUGUAUACUGGAGUGAGCACGUGAUGCGCCAUGGUGGAGCUCAACACCUGCGAUCCGUGGCAGCCGACAUGCCGCUGCAUCAGUACUUCCUGUUGGACGUGGCGGCCGUCCUCCUGGUGACGGCGGUGGUGCUGGUGGCGGUCGUGUGGUGGGUGGUGCGGGCAACAAUUCGAGGCGUCCUGCGUGGACUGAGGAAGACUGCAAGGAAGCUGCUGACGGCAAUGAGGACUGAGGCCAAGAUCUAGUGAAGUCCCCCGCUGAAGGAGUAAUGGAUCUCAAGCUUCAUCUGCACACCACUGAUCGUCUUCACUUGCUCAUUGCCACUGUAUAUACUUAAUUGAUCGCCUUCAUGUCUUCCAUUUAUAGCGAGUCAUCAUUCAGUAUCAUUAUACUGAUCGCCGUCAUGUCUCCCACUCAUAACAAUUAAGUCACCAGUCAACAUUAUUACAUAGAUCGUCUUGGCUUAUCCAUCUCAGAGCCAAUCAUCAUUCAUCAUUCCAAUAUUCAUAUUCAGUAACAUCACUACAUAGAUCGCCUUCAUGACCUCACUCAUAACCAUCUUUCACCCUUACUACAUGAUGAUAUGAUCGCCUACAUGUCUCUCACUCAUGGCAAGAAACAAUCACUUAUCACCACUUAAAAACGUUUACUCUACUUGUGCAUUAGUAUCUGUGAUACGCUGCUGAGAUAAAACUAUUUUUUUACAUGAUUUAAUAAAUUUGUCAAUGAA